Molecule: messenger RNA, 6182 nt
Organism: Salmo salar (Atlantic salmon)
Lineage: Eukaryota; Metazoa; Chordata; Actinopteri; Salmoniformes; Salmonidae
Gene: pan3
Product: poly(A) specific ribonuclease subunit PAN3
Biological process (GO): nuclear-transcribed mRNA poly(A) tail shortening; mRNA processing
Cellular component (GO): P-body; PAN complex
Molecular function (GO): metal ion binding; poly(A) binding
Source: RefSeq, a predicted model, not a curated record
GUCUAAUAGAAACUGUUGUUUUCGUUGCAAAAACAAAACGUUUUGCAACUGUUUGGACUAAUGAUUACACCCGGUCCGCUUGCUUUUGCGGUAGGAGCUUUGCGUUGUAGCAAGCUACCCAUAAUGCAAUGCUAUGCUAGCUGGUUCUUAGCGGAGUAGCCAGAGAGCAGAAAACAACAACAACAAGGGUGAACGAGGCUCAACAACAUGCUAGCUACUAGCUAGGCCAGCUACAUGGGUAGCGACAAAAGCGACCAGGAUUUAUCAAACGUGAUGUCCUUAUCUCAAUUAUUUGUCAUCUAGACGUAUAUGUGAGUGAUGUAAUUUUAGGUGAGGACGAAUCAUAUUUGCUGUUGCAUAUCGCUUUGCAUUUACAUUUACAUUAAUCGAACCCAGCUCGAGAGCAAGCUAACUAGCAAUCGACGUCUCUCUAUGUUCGAAUAUUUUCCGGCGGCAGCAGCGGUGCCAUGAACAGUGGACUCCCAGCUUCAGCUGCUCCGCUCGGGGGUGUCGGAAUACCCUGCGUGAAGGUGAAGUUCUGCCGAUACUACGCAAAGGACAAGACUUGCUUUUAUGGGGACGAGUGUCAGUUUUUGCACGAGGAACCGUCCAUGGCAAGCAUGUCUCUUCACGGUGGAGGAAGCCCUGUCCCUUUAUCCAUGUCAGGAGGAGCCGUGACGGCAGCGGGGUAUCCGCUUAGUGCACCCCCGGCCUGCCCGGUAGGGGUGCCGACCGUCACUAAAAAGAGCGACUCUCUGGGGUCUGCAGGCACGGCUCUGGAUGGACAGCUGUUAACCAUCCCUGGUAUGGAGGGUGGGACCGAUGCUAAUCUGACCAACUCCUACUUCAGCAGCAGCUUCAUUGGGGUCAACGGCUUCGGGAGCCCCGCAGAGUCUAAAUACUCAAUGAUGCAGAGAAUGACCAGCAGUAGCAGCAGCAGUUCUCCCAGUCUCCUUGAUGACGGUGCAAAGAACUUUAGCCACAGCGCUCACGAUCUAUUCCAUGGAACCCUCGCAGUUGGACCAGGUCAGAGUUGUGGGUCGAUGGAAAACUCCCCUUGGACAACACAGUCUUCAUUCCCUCUUCCUCUAUGUCCUCUUCCAGAUCCAGUUAGUUCUCCUAUGUCCUCACUCUUCAGUGACUUUGGUGCUCUGAGCAUAUCACAAAGGAGAAAGGCUCCCAACCCUACAGCCAAUGAGUUCAUCCCUAAGGGGGUUCCCCGCAUGGCCACUAUGGUCCAGUCCAGUGUUCCAGCCUUCCCCUUGCCCCUCUUCCCCCACCCCAGCAGCUCCACUGCCGCUGCCCUAGCACCCGGGAUGUCUCUUUCUGCAGGGUCCUCCCCCCUCCACUCCCCCAAAAUCACCCCCCACACCUCCCCCGCCCCUCGCCGGCGCAGCCACACCCCCAACCCCAACAACCCCAAUCCGGCUAACUACAUGGUGCCCACCAGUGUGUCUGACCAGGGGGCCCACAUCAUCCAGAAGGAGACGGUGGGGGGGACCACCUAUUUCUACACCGACAACACCCCCGCUCCCAUGGCUGGGAUGGUGUUUCCUACCUACCACAUCUACCCCCCCACUGCUCCCCACGUGGCCUACAUGCAGCCCAAAGCCAACGCCCCGUCCUUCUUCAUGGCUGAUGAACUCCGACAGGAGCUGAUAAACAGACAUCUAAUCACCAUGGCUCAGAUCGACCAGUCAGAGAACACCGGUGUUCCAUCUGAGGUGGACAGCUACCACAGCCUGUUUCCCCUGGAGCCUGUCCCACCUCCCAACCGCCUGCAGAAGACCAGUAACUUCAGCUACAUCACUUCCUGCUACAAGGCCGUCAACAGCAAGGACGACCUGCCGUACUGCCUGAGGAGGGUACAUGGUUUCAGGCUGGUGAACACCAAGUGUAUGAUGCUGGUGGACAUGUGGAAGAAGAUCCAGCACUCCAACUCUGUUACCCUGAGGGAGGUCUUCACCACCAAGGCCUUUGGAGACCACUCGUUGGUGUUUUCCUAUGACUUCCAUGCGGGGGCAGAGACCAUGUUUAGCAGGCACUUCAACGACCCCACUGCCGACUCCUACUUCACCAAGAGGAAGUGGGGACAGCAUGAGCCCCCACCGCCCCGGCAGCACGCUGGUCUGCUUCCUGAGUCUCUGAUCUGGGCCUACAUCGUCCAGCUGAGCUCAGCUCUCAGAACCAUCCACACUGCUGGCCUGGCCUGUAGGGUCAUGGACCCCAGCAAGAUCCUCAUCACCGGCAAGACCAGGUUACGGGUGAACUGUGUAGGGGUGUUCGAUGUCUUAACGUUUGACAACAGUCAGACCAACCAUGUGACCCUCAUGCCACAGUACCAGCAAGCGGACCUGAUAUCCCUGGGCAAGGUGGUGUUGGCCCUGGCCUGUAACUCUCUGGCCGGCAUUCAGAGAGAGAACCUGCAGAAGGCCAUGGAGCUGGUGUCUAUCAACUACUCAUCAGACCUCAAGAACCUCAUCCUGUAUCUGCUGACAGAGCAGUCAAGGCUGCGAAGUGUCAAUGACAUCAUGCCUAUGAUCGGAGCUCGCUUCUACACACAGCUGGACGCAUCACAGAUGAGGAAUGAUGUCAUCGAGGAGGACCUUGCCAAGGAGGUCCAAAAUGGUCGUCUCUUCCGUCUGUUGGCCAAACUGGGCACCAUCAACGAGAGGCCAGAGUUUCAGAAGGACCGUACGUGGUCGGAGACAGGAGACCGGUACCUGCUGAAGCUGUUCAGAGACCACCUGUUCCACCAGGUGACGGAGGCUGGGACCCCCUGGAUAGACCUCAGCCACAUCGUCUCCUGCCUCAACAAACUGGACGCGGGCGUGCCUGAGAAGAUAAACCUGGUGUCUCGUGAUGAGAAGAGUGUUCUGGUGGUGACCUACUUGGACCUGAAGCGCUGCUUCGACAGUACCUUCCAGGAGCUGCAGCAGGCCGCUGCCACUGGCCCCCUGUAGCGCCCCCGCUGCCCCCCACACACAGGCAGCGGGGUGGGACUGCCUGAACCCUGAACCUGAAAGCACAUUAUUGCACUACAUCGGAGGACCAGGCGCAUAGUGAGGACAUCAUCAGAGGGGGCGGGACUUGCUGGAUCAGUCACAUACACUGUCUUAGCAACCAGGAAGGCUUUUCUGAAGCUGAUUUCUUUCUUUUCUUUUCCCCCUAAAACCCAGCAUCUGCGACUAUAAAUAAUGGACAGAAACGGAAGCUGUGACGAUGACGAUGAUAACAAGGAUGAUGAACACUGCAUACAUUUUUUUUUAGAACUGGGGAACAAAACGGAUUCUAAAAAAAUAAACCAACCACGUGGUAUUGAACUUCUUCCUGUAUUUUUCUGUGGAGGAUGCACUAAGACUGGACUUUUAAUGGAUGUGUGAGUGGCCUACAAGAUGCACCUACAGACAGAGGUGAAGUCACACACACACCGACACAGACUGAGAACUGAAUAGAAACCAGGCUUUCUUUCUACUGCGUUUCUCUGCUGGGGACCACACCCCUUCAUACCAACACUUUAAGAGACGGGACAGACCGUAGGAUGCUUUCUAAGGGGGUGGUCAAAGAACCCAUUCAUGAAAUGGGCCGGUCCAAGUCAGCCUUAGUUGUCGGUUCCCACUCAGAGAGGACAAACCACUGAGUUUUGGAGUAGGGUGCGGGUUGGGAUGGGGACUCUGUUGAAACAGUUUUCUCCCGAUGGCUGUGUCCGUGUUUGUUAGAGCAGUGUCAUGCAGGCCAGGCAGCACCUCCUUUAUUGCUUAAUGAUGGACACUAUUGUGGAAAAUGUUGUGACACAAAUGAUGAACUUGGGGGAUGGAACUGUUUUGUCAGCUCUGGGGUAGAACCCAUGGAUUGGGCAUAACUAGAGAAUGGAGCCAGUUCUGCCUCAAUUAUUUUCUUUGCUGCCUCCCUCCCUCUUUCUCCCUCCCCUGAAGGGUCCCUCCCUCCGUCUUUCUCCCUCCCCUGAAGGGUCCCUGGUGACCUCUUCAUUUGAGAAUACGUUAUGCUUUUUGUGAUGAUUCUUUCUAGCUGGUUCUUCUCAUUUUACUCUGCUGUAGUGCAGUGAUGCAUGAUGGGACAUGGAAGGGACAGUCUUUCUGCCUCAACACAAACGUUAUUCUGUGGACCAAUUCCAGCGGGGGGGGGGGCAAGGAACGGGGCAAUGGGGCGAAGUGGAUUGUAGGUAGGGGUUUUGAAUCAUUUUAAGAAAAUGUGUUUUUUAUUUUACCUUUUAAGAUCAUGUGACACAAAACAUGCUGGAGACACCGAGCAGCAAUGACCAGGAGUCACCUUUCACCUUUGACCCCUUCCGGAGGUCCCCUGGGUUUUUCCCCCCUGAAGUGUGCUCUCAUUCACACCCUCUCAUGGCUUUAAAAAUAAUGGAUUGGCAUAAGAGAAAUGAUGGAAACUCCAAACCAUGCUUAUACCAAUCCAAUGCCUUUGAAUUCAUAGUGGCUAGUGAAGGAGUGUACACAUCAGGGAGAAGGAUAGAGAAUUGGUAAGGGGGGUGGGUGGUGGCUGUUGCACUCAGAAGCAAGGAUCUAUUCAGAAGGGUGAAACAUUCAAAGCGUUUUAGAAAUGUAUUAUAUAGAUCAUACCAAGACUUCUAGUCACAUGAGAAGGUAACUGUCUAUUGUAUACAUCACAGUUCUAUGUGCAACAAUCAACCCUAUUGAAUAGACCCUCUGUUGGAUGGUUUGAAAUUCUCUCAGGACAAUGGACAGCUGCAGGGGCCCAAUGACUGAAUGUGUUUGGCCGUCAUUGGUUGCCCUUUAUCCAGUCAGAUCGGUGUGGGCGGGACUCUUAAGUGGGGGUGGGGGGAAAUUGUGAGGAGAUGGAUGCUCCUAAGCACAGAUCUAGCAUCAGUUUACCGUAGUCCAGUCUUACCUGAACUACUAGGGGGAUAACAGCAUAUCUGACCCUAUGUCAGUUGUUAGGGGCAUCGUCUACCUACUCCAUGAGGUGAGCUGUGAGUUGGCUAUGUUAGAAUCAUGUACUGUUUCCUGUUUUUAGUGACAUGAUCAAGACCGAAAGAAUAUUUGGUGAAUGUGGUGCUUAGACCCCUAUCUUUAAACCAAUCUCUCACACACCCAUACCAACACACAGCCAUCCCUAUCCACACGUCAACGCUUAUCAUAUCACCAUCGUGACACACACUCCAGUAAUACUAGCGCUAGUGAUGCGCGGGUCAGCUGUUUGUUUACCCGCAUCCCCACCUGCAAUUGCUAAAAGCCCAUGUGUAACAACCUGACUAUAUGUGAUAGUGAAUAUGAGGGCUGCACCCAACCCACUAAUAUAGAAAACACAAUGCUCCCUUUUUCUCUUCAACAUUUAUUGAACAAUUGUUUUUCUUCAACAUUUCAUCAAUUUAUUCAAUAUUUAGGCCUAUUGAACAGUAGCCUAAUGUUUUGCUGAAAACAAAUGUGAAACAAUAGCCUAAAUUGACACCUUUUGCGAAAGAAAAUGUGAAACAAUAAAUGGAUAUAUUUUAGGCCGACUGCCUGUGGGCUAAUAGCCUCUACCAGCAUAUGAAUGAAAUAAAACAUCUAAUGAAAUAUUUUGUGUAAUAUCGUAUUUAUGUUCUAAGAUAUAUAUAUAUAUAUUUAUACACAAAAUAAAGUUCAGUUGAGAGACUAUAAUGGCCUACUUUCGUCUUUUUUUUGCAGCACUGUUGAGAAACAAAUUAGCGUCCUCUAUGCUAGGUUAGUUGGCACGCAUAGCCUGCAAUUAGGCCCUGAAGCUUAGGUUUACGCACUCAUUUUUCUAAUUAAAGAAAAACCUCAAUGUAGCCUAUAGAUAUGAGUUACACAAUUAUACAUGUACAGAUUUAAAAAAUAAAUAAAAAAAUUCCACUUCACUUUAUUCAACCUGCCAACCACCCACCCUUCAUCCACACAAUAUUUCAGGACCCUAAAACCCUUGCCCUGCGGAUAUAACUGUAGGGACUGCGGGGUAUGAGUCAACCCGUGCAUCACUAACUAUUGCUGCCUCUCUCACACACACACACACACACACACACACACACACACACACACACACACACACACACACACACACAGCUCUCUUCCCCCACACACACCUCCAUCACCAUCUUAGUAUGUUUUAUGCCCCUCUUGUGUUUGACUAAAAUGUUGUAAUAUUUGUGUGUACAGCAGUAUUUUAAUAAAGAAUACCAAAACAUA